CCAAGCUCCUCACCCAUCAAUAACCCACGUACAAAGUCACAUCAUCAUCAUCAUCAUCAUCUCCGACACGAACUCACCCCGCCAGUCAAACAAAUAAAAUAAAAGACACCAUGAAGGAAGGCGGCACGCACCUCUACGCCACGCCCGCGCUGGGCGACGCCGUCACCGACUACGCCCGCGCGCACUCGUCGGCCCUGCCCCGGCACAUUGUCGACUACCACGCCGACGCGUCCACCAAGCGCGACGACUCGGACAUGCUGAGCUCCAACUUUCAGUCGCAGCUGCAGCUGCUGCUGGCCAACUCGAUUGGCGCCAAGCGAGUCCUCGAGAUUGGCGUCUACGUUGGCUACUCGGCCAUGGUCUGGUCCCAGGCCGUCGGCCCGGACGGCUUCGUCACCGGCCUCGAGUUCGACCCGGAGCUCGCCAAGAUUGCUACCGACGCCCUCGCCGCCCGGGACAUCAAUAACGUCAACAUUAUAGUUGGCAACGCCGCGGAGACCCUGCCCAAGCUUCCCCUCCCCCAGCAGGGCCCCUACGACCUCGUCUUCCUCGACGCCGACAAGACGGGCUACUCAAACUACCUGUCGGUGCUGCUCGCGCGCUCCGCCCCGUCCGCCGCGCCCGCCGAGCGCCUGCUCCGCCCCGGGGCGCUCAUCAUCGCCGACAACGUCCUCCGCCGGGGCUACGUCGCCGCCGCCGACUCGAGCCUCGCCGACGGCGCGUUUGGCCGCGUGGGCUGGUCCCACGACAGGGCCGGCUGGGACGAGCACAUUGCCGCCGUGCGCAGGUUCAACGACGAGUGCGUCGCCGAGCCGCGCCUCGAGACGGUCCUGCUGCCGCUGUGGGACGGCGUGACCAUAAUGCGCCUGCGCGACUGAGGGCUGUUGGGGGCCUCCUCCCUCCUGGUGUCCUGGGUUUUUUUGCGAAGAUGUGGCUGUGUGCACGGUCUUGAGAGCUUUCUUUUCUUCAAGCAAGUAACCGAGAUGCAUGAGGUCAUGGCAGGUCGACGUGAGCUGGCUAUAUAUAUACAGUACACGAGACAAGUGCUAUUCGAAUAGACGCCUCCUUGCUGAUUGUACAAAUG
Molecule: messenger RNA, 1084 nt
Organism: Purpureocillium takamizusanense
Lineage: Eukaryota; Fungi; Ascomycota; Sordariomycetes; Hypocreales; Ophiocordycipitaceae
Exons: 3
Coding region: 111-878 (255 amino acids)
Molecular function (GO): S-adenosylmethionine-dependent methyltransferase activity; O-methyltransferase activity
Source: RefSeq, a predicted model, not a curated record